CUGGAUGCACCUGCAGGCCCUGGACGCACCUGCUGACCCUGGAUGCACCUGUGGGCCCUGGAUGCACCUGCCGGCCCUAGACAUACCUGCUGGCCCUGGAUGCACCUGCCGACUCUGGACGCACCUGCUGACCCUGGACGCACCUGCUGACCCUGGACGCACCUGCUGACCCUGGAUGCACCUGCGGACCCUGGAUGCACCUGCGGGCCCUGGAUGCACCUGUGGGCCCUGGAUGCACCCGCCGGCCCUAGACAUACCUGCUGGCUCUGGAUGCAACUGCUGACCCUGGACGCACCUGCCAGCCCUGGACGCACCCGCGGGCACUGGACGCACCUGUUGACCCUAGAUGCACCUGCGGGCCCUGGACUCCCGUCGGCCCUGGACGCACCUGCUGCUCCUACACCCCCCUUGCCGUCCUUCCACCUGGCUGAACGUGGCCGCACCCCAGCCACCCCCCCCCCGGGGGAGAAUGGUGUUGUUCCCCCAAUGGGUGUAUUGGGUGCUGUGAGGGCUUUUGUCUCUGUGAAUGCAAAUGCGCGCUGCGAUGUGUCUCCAUGGCCACACUUGGAAGGAACCCUUGACAGUGUGAGAGCGGCCGAAGAAACGUUCGUGUUGAAAGCCGAGCGGCUUCCGUUCCAGGAGACGCGCCCCCAGAGCCCGUGAGAGCCCCCUCGCGUGCCGCGUGGCCGCCUUGGCUGUGACCGUGACCCGAAGCCACCCGAAGCCUGUCACUGCAGCCACGGCCUGGACAAAGGAAGUAUUCUGGAUGGAUGGCUGCUGGAAACCCAUUGCCAUAGCCAGCUCUUCUUCAAUACUUAAGGAUUUACCCUGCAUUGAGUAAUGAGAAUUUCGAAACCACAUUUGAGAAGUACUUCCAUCCAGUGCUACUUGUGUUUACUUCUGAACAGUCAUUUUCUAACUGAGGCUGGCAUUCAUGUCUUCAUUUUGGGCUGUAUCAGCGUAGGUCUUCCCAAAACAGAGGCAAAUUGGCAGGACGUGAUACUUGAUUUGGAAAAAAUUGACAAUCUUAUUCAAUCUAUACAUAUGGAUACCACUCUGUAUACUGAAAGUGAUGUGCAUCCCAGUUGCAAAGUAACCGCGAUGAAGUGCUUUCUCCUGGAGUUAGGUGUUAUCUCGCUCGAGUCCGGCAGUAAUCCCAUUAAGGAAGCAGUAGAGAACCUCAUCAUCCUCGCAAACAGUGAUCUGUCUUCGAAGGGGAAUAUAACUGAAACGGGAUGCAAAGAAUGUGAAGAACUGGAGGAAAAGAGUAUUAAGGAGUUUUUGCAGAGUUUCGUGCAUAUCGUACAAAUGUUCAUCAACUCCUCUUGAUGGCAAAGGAUCCUCUUCGGCAUUUCUGCAAUUAACCAGCGUCUUCCCACGGCUCGAAGGCCGUGAAACCCUCUGCAGGUCUCUCGGGCCGCCCGAACGAAUUUUUCUAACGAGAGGAUGAUCCGGAAUCUCGGGUCGGAUGAACUCUUAGAAAGUGAAGGCAGAAAAAUGGCAUCGAGUGACGUGUCCGUGAACUGUCCUCGUGCUGAUUUUGUUCAUUCAUUCUUAAUUUAUUACCGACAUUGUACAUAUCUGUAGCAUACUAUAGAGCAUUGAAUAAAAUCGUGUACAUACAUACCCAAUGUCCUUCGGAAUUGCACUGAUAUUCACCCCUUAUAAGAAAACGGGGGGUCGCUCGUUCAUGGGUGACGGGCGCAUCGCGCAGCGCCCUACCUCCACCAGUACGGAGAACCGUGUAUAGAAAGCCCGUGAUGGUAAUGAGGUUUAUAUUUCACGCUUUCCCGAGUGUACGUAUUCUAUUUUCACAUUUUUUUUGCCGCGUUUGUAUGAUAAUAAUAAGGAAAAGCCUGUUGAUUCGUGAGAGCCAGCAGUAUCCGACAGACAAUAAUUGUUUAUAUAUUUUUGCACUGUACUGUCUGAGACUUACAAGCUCUUUUUUUUU
Nyctereutes procyonoides (raccoon dog) is the source of this 1951-nucleotide messenger RNA. It is a transcript of the gene IL15, whose product is annotated as interleukin 15. Gene Ontology annotation, biological process: positive regulation of T cell proliferation; positive regulation of cytokine production; neutrophil activation. Gene Ontology annotation, molecular function: cytokine activity; cytokine receptor binding. The record is from RefSeq and is a predicted model, not a curated record. The coding region runs from base 841 to 1329 and encodes 162 amino acids. NCBI's taxonomy places the organism in Eukaryota, Metazoa, Chordata, Mammalia, Carnivora, Canidae. The transcript has 8 exons. Gene Ontology annotation, cellular component: extracellular region.